Messenger RNA from Protopolystoma xenopodis, 945 nucleotides. The record is from the annotation of a GenBank genome assembly. NCBI's taxonomy places the organism in Eukaryota, Metazoa, Platyhelminthes, Monogenea, Polystomatidea, Polystomatidae.
UCUGUUUCAGGUUCUGAUUUUGUUUCUGGUUCUGUUUCUGUUUCUCAUUAUGAUUCUCAAUUUGUUUCUUUUUUUGUUUCUCUUUCUGUUUUUGUUUCUGGCUCUGAUUCUGUUUCUGAUUCUGUUUUUGUUACUGAUUAUGAUUCUCAAUUUGUUUCUGUUUCUUGUUCUGUUUAUGUUUCUUGUUCUGUUUUUGUUUCUUGUUCCGUUUCUGUUUCUGGUUCUUUUUCUGUUUAUCUUUCUGUUUUUCUUUCUGUUUUUCUUUCUGUUUCUGUUUUUGUUCAAGUUUAUGUUUAUGUUUAUGCUUCUGUUUCUGUUUCUGUUUCUGUAAUGGUUACUGUUUCUGGCUCCUUUUCUGGUUAUAUUUCGGAUUCUGUUUCUGUUUCUGUUUCUUGUUCUGUUUUUCUGUCUGUUUCAGUUUAUGAUUCUGUUUCUGGUUCUGUUUCUGAUUAUGAUUCUCAAUUUGUUUCUAUUUUGUUACUCUUUUUUCUUUCUGUUUCUUGCUCUGAUUCUGUUUUUGAUUCUGAUUCUGUUUCUGUUACUGAUUAUGAUUCUCAAUUUGUUUCUGUUUCUUGUUCUGUUUAUGUUUCUUGUUCUGUUUUUGUUUCUUGUUCUGUUUCUGUUUCUGUUUAUGUUUAUGUUUAUGCUUCUGUUUCUGUUUCUGUUUCUGUAAUGGUUACUGUUUCUGGCUCCUUUUCUGGUUAUAUUUCGGUUUCUGUUUCUGUUUCUUGUUCUGUUUUUCUGUCUGUUUCAGGUUCUGAUUUUGUUUCUGGUUCUGUUUCUGUUUCUCAUUAUGAUUCUCAAUUUGUUUCUAUUUUUGUUUCUCUUUCUGUUUCUGUUUCUGGCUCUGAUUCUCUUUCUGAUUCUGUUUUUGAUACUGAUUAUGAUUCUCAAUUUGUUUCUGUUUCUUGUUCUGUUUAUGUUUCUUGUUCUGUUUUUGUUUCU